Molecule: messenger RNA, 958 nt
Organism: Melitaea cinxia (Glanville fritillary)
Lineage: Eukaryota; Metazoa; Arthropoda; Insecta; Lepidoptera; Nymphalidae
Product: protein FAM151A
Exons: 5
Coding region: 72-932 (286 amino acids)
Source: RefSeq, a predicted model, not a curated record
GAUUGUCUGAGACAGGUAUCCUGUGGCCGAGUCCAGUCGCUAUGAGCCGGCGAGUGUAGACCGACCACGUGAUGAAAAUGUUCUCGAUAAUACUGUUCGCCGUUACAGCUUCCUUGGCGUUCGGCGAGGAAGAAGCCAUGAGAAACCUAACGACCGUCACAUGGGCUCACGCCGUCAACAACAAAACGUAUCUGGAAGCGGCGUUGGCAAGCGAAGUGUGUAUGCUCGAAGCGGAUGUCGUCGUGGGUCAGCUGAUCGGUAAAGACGGCCCCCCUUUACCUAUCAUGGCUCACCCCCCAGCAACGACUUCUGACCUCAGUCUAGCAGACUUCCUUACUGGUGUCUCCCAAUUCAACAACGUCAACGUUAAGCAGAAAGGGGUCAAGUUGGACUUCAAAAGCAUCGAAGCUUUCGAGAAAGCUCAAGAUGUGAUAGCGCCGUUUAGCAAGCCGGAGGUAACAUUCCCGCUCUGGCUGAAUGCAGACAUCCUACCUGGUCCAAUAAAAGCGACAACAGAACCCGUGGACCCCGUUAAAUUCUUAGAACUGGCGUCCAAACACCCGCGGGCCGUUCUGUCCAUUGGAUGGACCACAAACUAUGGCGGUAAUAUCACUGAAGGCGAGUACAGCCGAGAACAGAUCGGAGCAAUGCUGAGGCUGGUCAACGAACACCACGUUAACCAAACUGUUACAUUUCCUGUUCGUGCUGGUCUAGCCUCCAACAGCCAGCCGGUCAUUCUAGACAUUUUGAGGGAAACCACAUCCCUUAAUUCAUCCAUCACGGUCUGGUCUAGCGACGGUGACAAUGUGGAAGUGGAGAGACUUCGGGCCCUCAUCCUGACCGUGGGCCUGGAGAGGACCUAUCUCGACGUGCCCCAUGAACUAGCUGCCAAGCUACACCUACCACCCCCGAAGGCUAAAUCCAAGAAUUAAAUAAAUUCUCUUUAUAUUAUAGUCUA